Messenger RNA from Seminavis robusta, 2760 nucleotides. The record is from the annotation of a GenBank genome assembly. NCBI's taxonomy places the organism in Eukaryota, Bacillariophyta, Bacillariophyceae, Naviculales, Naviculaceae.
AUGGCAUCACCAUCCCCCAAGAUCUCAACGACACCGACCAGUCGCAACGAAGACGAGAACAGUUUGGUAACGACGUCGCUGGCCCAAGCCGAGACACGAUGGGUCAAUUGUCUUCGCCUGGCUGUGAUUGCCGUGUUGCUGCUUGCCACGAUUGGUCUUUCAGCAGGAGUGUAUCUGUAUACCCGCCAAGAAGAACAAGACAAAUUCGAAGCUCAUUUUGAAGACUCGGCCUUGCAGGUGAUUGAAAAUUUUCACGAUUUGGUGGACCGGCACAUUGGAGCGGCGUCGUCGUUAUCCACAGAUAUCACCUCCUAUGCGCUCGACAAAAAUUUGACGUUUCCGUUUGUGACAUUGCCCGACUUUGCGCUCAAGGGCAGCAAUUUCCGAAUUCACAGUGGAUCACAUGUGGUACACUGGCUCCCUUUGGUGACGGACGAGCGGCGCGGCGAAUGGCAAGAUUUUGCCUACGAAAAUCGAGAGCAGAUUGACGACGCCUUCGAGGUGGAUCUGUACCAGCGAACGCUUCAAGAUCAGCAACUGGGGCGACAAACGCAGAACAACGGAAGUCGACAUUUGCAGCAGCAAGGCGACAAAGAAAAGGGAAACUUGACUGUCCUGGAAGACGGAACAGGGUAUCAUCCACGGAUAUGGAAUAAUGCAGCAAUUACCAUCGAAGGCGAUGCACCGGAUGAUAGCGGCCCGUACUUGCCAGCUUGGCAGAGGAGUCCGAUUAGCCCCAUCAAACAAGAUUUGUUAAAUUUGAACUUUGCUAACACAGGUGUGGUCGGGCCUGGAGUAUUCAAGGCUAUGUUGACCUCGAAGAAGGCAGUCUUUCGAAACGCAUUCGUACCCAUACCGAAACAACUAAAAAAUCUCGAGGCCAACCUUCGAAUAUCCCAGUACAGAAACUCAGUGAGCGACUUACUGGAUGGAUUAAAUACCUUCCUUUUGUAUCCGGUGUUUGAAUCCUUCCAGCCGGAUGCCGAAGUGACAGGGGUCCUGGCAACCAGCAUUUACUGGAACGUGCUAUUCUCGCACCUCGUGCCAUCCACUACCCGUGGGCUGAUCUGCGUGAUUGAAAAUUCAUUCAACCAGACGUUCUCCUACAGGAUUGACGGACCAGAAGCCACUUCUUUGGGCAUUGGGGAUCAUCACGAUCCUAAAUUUGAUUACUUGAGCAUGUCCAUGAGUGUCAAUGAAUAUCUGGAAGCCUUGUCAUCUCCUCAAAACAGGGCGUACAACACUGUGCCGUUGAGCCGAGACACGGAAUACCAUAUCCGUGUUUAUCCAUCACAGGAUACUGCAGAUGAAUUCUUGACCAACAAACCAGCCCUCUAUACUGCAAUUGUCAUCCUUGGCUUUUCGUUUGCAUCCUUCCUCUUCCUGGUUUUCUCAUAUGUGGUGGAACGACGGCAACGAAUCAUGCUCGAAAAGGUUGUUGAGAAUGCCAAACGAGUAGCUGCAGCUGAAAGGGAGUUGAAUGAGUUCCUGAGCCAUGAGGUGAGGAACCCCCUUGCAUCUGCCAUGUCUGCUUGCACUUUCGUGAUGACUGCCAUCAACGAACCACAACCACUGGUGGAUGAAGAAACCCGAAAGUCAGCCAGGGAGGACAUUGAAGUAGUCAAUUCAAGUCUCCACUUCAUUAAUGACUUUCUUCGUUCCAUGUUGGAUAUUCACAAAGCCAGUGGCAACCAGAUCAAGAUAGAGAAGACACCAACAGAUGUCUUGCAUGAUGUGUUUGAGCCAGUGUCAGCAAUUCUUUACAAAAGGGUUGCCAACUUUGAUGUGAUUGUGGAUUGUCCACCAAGCUUGAUAGUUAUGACGGAUUCCAUUCGUUUGAAACAAGUUGUGUUGAAUUUGGUCCGUAAUUCAUCCAAGUUUGUAGAGCGAGGCUUUGUCCGUAUGAGAGCUGCAGUUGUGGAUCACCAGGUACGAAUAUAUGUUGAGGAUUCUGGGCCUGGAGUGCCCUUGGACAAGAGGGAAGACUUGUUCCAAAAGUACCAGCCUAGUUUGGACCUCCUUCACCAGGGUACUGGUUUGGGACUCAGUCUGGUUCAAAAACUUAUGGCUUCGAUGGGAGGGAAUGUUUGGUUGGAUGAAGACUACGAGAGUGGAGUGGAAGGCUGUCCUGGAGCUUGCUUCGUGGUAGAGCUUCACACCAAUCCUGUGGACAUUGAAGCAACACUUCCCACAGACAGUGACAGUGAUUUGCAUAAUGGUGCCACUAACGUUCAGGUUGCCUUGCCAAACAGCGAUACGGGCAAAGACGAAACUGCUGUACAUGAAUCUCCAGCUGACGAGAAGGUUAUCAUGCCGGAGGAGGACACCCAAGCUCUCCCGGAAGAAGAGCUGCCACCAGAUUUGUCAGUUCUCUUUGUCGAUGAUGAUGUGGUCCUUCGAAAGCUAUUUGUAAGAGCAGUGAAGAAGGUGCAGCCUGCUUGGAACAUUCAAGAAGUAUCAAGCGGAGAAAGAGCCCUGGAGCUAUGUGAGUCAGCAAGCCCUGACCUAAUAUUCUUGGACCAGUAUAUGGCCAGUGUGGACAAGCAGUUGUUGGGAACUGAGACAUCAGUUGCAAUGAGAGCCAAAGGGGUCACGAGCAUCAUCUGUGGUCUUUCUGCUAAUGACAUCAGAGACAACUUUAUCAACUCUGGGGCAGAUGACUUCAUUCUGAAACCCAUGCCGUGUAGACCGGAUGAGCUGAAGCAGGUGCUUGCUGGGCUAUUGAGCAGAAAAGGUUCCCUGCAGGGUUUGAUACAAUGA